UGAGGUAAGCUAAAACAUACCAAAAAUUAAUUUCAAAGUGAACUAUCCCUUUAAAUUGAACUCAAAUUGCAGGUCAUCUGAGGUCCAGGAUUAACCCAGAGCUUCAGUUUGACGUCAUUUUAAAACAUAAUGUUCAAUACAAAGGGUUCCGGAAGCGCCUUAGACUGUGUAGAUUUGAAAAGGAUGACGUUGAGGGAUAAAAAAUAAACAGCAGUCUGUCAAAAAUAUGUACAUUAACUUUCAGGCACAUGAUAUGCUAUGAAUUAAUUGCUCUAUAUGGUAAAUAUAAUAGAUUCUUUAUCGAAUGAAUAAUAAUUCAGCCAGGGAUUGCUAUACAGAUGGGACUGUACAAAGCCUUGGGUUAACAUAUAGUAGCCUAUAUGGUUUGCCUUGACCAUUUAUUGUUUGUAUUAAUAAUUUCAGUUAUGCAUUGAAGCAAGAAAUACAGAACAGACAUGAUGUUGUGGCUCAUAUCAGGGCUGGCGUAAACACUCCAAAGCUUGGUUUGGCUGUGCAAACAGUUUCUGGGUAAGUGUUAGUAAGAGAGGCUGAUGAGCUGUGUUGAGAGUAGGCUAUUAGCACACAGACUUUUAGGGAAUUGGUGCGGCUUCACCUGCCACGUGCAUCCAUCACUAUCCCUAAACACGGGACACUUUAGAUGUGGGGCGGGCUGGGAAAGAGCCCAAAGGAGGGUUAAAGAGGAGGAGAGGAGACAGCAGCGAGCCGAGUUUGAACGAUAGGAUUCAAACACAUCGGACCAUAGAAGAGAGCAGCCCGGACAAAGACUGACGGGAAGACAGCAGUGUCCUAAAACUUUAAACUAGUGAAGGAAAAUCUCUACUAUUUCAAACAGUCUAGUCCUCCAGCAGUCCGAAGUGAGCUCGUGUCAGAUGAUGGCACCUCAGGUCGUCAGCUCACCCUUCCUGAAGCCGUUCUUCCUGAAGACGCCGCUUAGCGUUGGCAGCUCGCGACGCCAGCGACGACACACAUUACCCGCGAGCGAGUUCCGAAAUCUCACGCCACAGGACGCCAUUAGUGUAUUUGAGAUCGAGAGAGAAGCGUUCGUCUCAGUUUCUGGUGAAUGUCCACUCACCCUUGAUGAGGUGCUUAGUUUCCUGGGUCAGUGUCCUGAGCUCUCUUUGGGAUGGUUUGAAGAGGGCCAGCUGGUGGCCUUCAUCAUUGGAUCCGGCUGGGACAAAGAGAAACUAGGACAGGAGGCCAUGAACACGCACGUCCCAGACUCUCCCGCGGUACACAUCCACGUGUUGUCAGUGCACCGCCAGUGUCGGCAGCAGGGCAAAGGCUCCAUCUUGCUUUGGCGCUACCUGCAGUAUCUUCGCUGUCUCCCCAGCCUGCGCAGGGCCCUGCUGGUGUGUGAGGAGUUCCUGGUGCCCUUCUACCAGAAAGCUGGCUUCAAGGAGAAGGGUCAGUCGGCCAUCAGUGUGGGGGCUUUGACUUUCACAGAGAUGGAGUAUCAGCUCAGAGGCCUGGCUUAUGCACGACGAAACAGCGGAUGUUAAGUUUCUUUAGCUUACAGCACAUCCGAUCCUGAUAAAGGACAUCAUGUGUAGAUUCUGGACGGUUCUCACCCAGUUCAGGACUCAAAGCCCUAAUACCACCUAAGCAAAGAACCAGAGACUUGCCUAUGCACUCAUUUAAAGAGUUUGCACACAGAUGUUGGUUGUUUACCGCAUUUUUUUUCUUAUUGUGAACUGCCCAAGACACACUGCACACUUAACUGGUAAAAAAAAACCAGUAGUUGUUUUUAGUAAUAAAUAAUAUUUACAUAAAUCAUAGUC
Pimephales promelas (fathead minnow) is the source of this 1799-nucleotide messenger RNA. It is a transcript of the gene aanat2, whose product is annotated as aralkylamine N-acetyltransferase 2. Gene Ontology annotation, cellular component: cytoplasm. Gene Ontology annotation, biological process: response to light stimulus; circadian rhythm. Gene Ontology annotation, molecular function: aralkylamine N-acetyltransferase activity. Lineage: Eukaryota; Metazoa; Chordata; Actinopteri; Cypriniformes; Leuciscidae. The record is from RefSeq and is a predicted model, not a curated record.